GACUCUGCUUUAUAAGCCUCUAUCCGAAGAGAGCGGAGAGAUUCGACUCAUGGUGGUCAAUCCGGGCAACACAUCCGACCCAAUCAGCUGCAGUUUCGACACAAUCUCCCUGACCGACACACCGACGCCAGCUUAUGAUGCCCUCUCUUACACCUGGGGAGAUGCAAACACCGGUCUUGAGGCGAUUCUUUUAGAUGGACAGAUCCUGCAUGUACGACCCAACCUCUAUGCCGCGUUGCAGGCAAUCCGCAACAGCACUGAUCCAACUGUACUAUGGAUCGAUGCCAUCUGCAUCAACCAAUCGGAUGCAGGGGAAAGAGCCCGGCAGGUUCGUAUCAUGAGAGAGAUUUUUGCCAAGGCUAGAACAGUUUUAGCCUGGGUAGGCCCAUUACAAGACGAGCGUGAUUUCGACGCAAUGGACCUCAUGACCAAGAUCAUCCUCGAGCCGGCAACAUCUCCAGGAGAGGCCACUCGACCCUACUGGGGCAGGAUGUGGAUAGUGCAAGAGCUCGCCGUCGCGCGGGAAUGCUGGGUCCUCUGCGGGUCGAUCAGGCGGCCCUUCGGCGACUACAUUUCUCUGCCGGCCAAGCUGCUGCCACUGAUGCAGCUCAAGGACCUGGAGACUUCCGUAUCGGGGGAAGCAGCCGAUCUUGCGGGAACCCUGACCUUCACUCAGAUGAUUGACGCAGUGUGCCAUUUCCGAGAUGACGGCUGCGAAGUCGAUCUCCGAAGUGUGCUGGAGUUCCUUGCGGGCCACGGCUGCUCAGAUCCAAGGGACAAAGUUUACGCAAUACUGGGAUUGUGUGGCGAAGCAACCCGGGCAGCAAUCGUUCCCGAGUACAGCGAGGCAAUGACGCUCGUGAAGCUGCAUCGCCUGGUUGUGGAGCACUGCCUCGAAGUCGAGGGAAAUCUCACGGUUCUUGCCGGACCUCGUCACUUUGCCGCACAGGAUGAUGGCCUACCAUCUUGGUGUCCAAGAUUCGACGAUAUUGACCAGUGGCUUGCGAAAGAUCCCUUGGAUCUCCGAGGUCCCGGCCUCGCCCAUUCGCCUUUGCUGAGGUUCAUUGAGCAUGCGGAAUCGGGACCGACUAGACUAGUAGUCGGUGGUUACACGGUAGGUAGGAUUGCUUCUCUUGUAGACGUCUACGAGCCCGACAUGGCAUUGGAAAGCCCAGCACCGCUUCCUCUGCUUGAAGAGGUCAUCAACUCGACUCUGCAAAAGGUAGCAAAAAGCAUUACGGAGUCAAACACCAAACUUGAUGGAGGAGGCUUACUCAAACAAGCGGUCAUGUCUACACUUGCAUGGCUGCUAUCAUCUGAGGAAAGACCUCCAACUUCCGAGUUCUUUCAGGACGUGGCAUCGACCCGUCUCAGGCGUAACAGGAUAUUUAUCACGGAGCAGGGCCUGGUUGGAGCAGGGCCUGUUGUUUUUGGGGAAGAUGACUUGUCAAGAAGAGUCAAGACGACAAAGAUGGGCAUCAAAACCUCCUUCACAGCAGCCCUGCUCGCCAUCCCGCUGGGCCUGGCACACCCGCACCCCGUCGACGAGCCUGAAUACCAACACCAUGCCAGACCACUGAUGGAGCGAUCUCUGGAUCACUGCGCCGGACACUUUGCCGAGCCCGAGUUCAUAAAGAGGACUAUCGACCGCCACAGCGACGAGUACGACAGGUUACGACGCGCUCUGGGGAUUGAGCCCGAGGGGAGUCCCCACAUCUCCAAGCGAGACUACAUCUCCGUGUCCAGGAUCGACCACAAGAGCAAGAAGCCCGUCUCCAAGGGCAUGGAUCUGUCGUCCCUGUUCACAGACUACGGUGCAUGCAUGCUCAUGCCCGCUGUUGACCAGGGCCCGCUGUACGUCAAGGGCGAGGAAAUCCGCAAGGACAUCACAAACGGCGAAAAGGGCAUCCCGAUGACUCUCGCCAUACAAGUUGUCGACUACCAGACCUGCAAGGUUUUGCCAGACGCCUAUGUGGACAUCUGGAGCUCGAAUGCAACGGGUAUGUACGUUGGCGUACAAGGCUACCCAGGAAUGGGUGAUCCGAAAGAUGCCAGCAUUCUCAAGGGAACCACACUCCGCGGCGUGCAGCCCACAGACAAGGCCGGAGUAGCUUCCUUCGACACCCUGAUGCCAGCAAUCGUCUACCUCGGCGCCACCAAGCUUCAAAACAACACGCUGUCCGGCGGCCGGGCGGCGCAUGUCGGCCAGCUGUACUUUGACCAGUCGCUAGUGACGGCGUCGUCGCAGACAGCGCCCUACAACACCAACCGGAUGGCGACGACGCUCAACGUGCGCGACUUCCUCUUCAUGCAGGGCGCCAACGGCGACGACCCGAUCGUCCGGUACGCGCUGGUCGGGGACAGGCUCGAGGACGGGCUGUUUGCGUGGAUCCGGUUCGGCGUCAGGGCCAACGCCAACCUGCCCGUCAACCCGGCCGCGUUUUGGACCGCCGGCGGCGGCGUCAUGAACCCGACCGGUCCCGUCUCGCGCCUCGGUGGCGGUGGGUUCGGCGGCUGGCCGGGCGGUAGGAACAAGGCGAGGGCCGUUGCCGAGGCUGUUGCGGACAGGGAGGAUUAG
Pyricularia pennisetigena is the source of this 2578-nucleotide messenger RNA. RefSeq lists its product as uncharacterized. NCBI's taxonomy places the organism in Eukaryota, Fungi, Ascomycota, Sordariomycetes, Magnaporthales, Pyriculariaceae. Gene Ontology annotation, molecular function: oxidoreductase activity, acting on single donors with incorporation of molecular oxygen, incorporation of two atoms of oxygen; iron ion binding. The transcript has 7 exons. Bases 50 to 2578 code for a protein of 842 amino acids. The record is from RefSeq and is a predicted model, not a curated record.